AAAAAAGAGGGGAAAGAAAAGAAAAGAAAGAAAAUUACACAGCUCUACAAGUGCUAAGAUAAGAGUCGUAUAUGUAUGUGUGACAAUUUGAGUAUCCUUCCUUCUCUCCUGGAAAUUGGAUAUAAAAUGUUUCGCAAAAGUCUUCUAUCUAUGAUAAAUGGCAAUCUAUUCAAAAGAAAUAAAAGUAUUAUAGAUGUCACGUGUCACCCCGUGUUAAACAGAUAUGCACACAUGAAUUCUGAAAAAUCAGAAACCGCUAAUAUAGAUGAGCUAAAUAAUGAGACUGAGAAAAUAAAGUUGACGGUAAAAGAAAAGAAAAGAAAAUUACCAAGAGAAAAUGAAAAACAAGAUUUGAGCGAGUAUCUGUCGGACAAUCUCAAUCCAGAAAUAAUACAUAUAUUUCCCAGUAUAUUCAUGAAAAAGGGUGAAGAUGAUAGAAAUUUAUUAUACUUAAUUGACAAGGAAGCGGCUGUGGAUUUUGUUUCCCUCAUCAUAGAUGAUCUCUCAAAGGACAAGAGUUUCAUCGCUGAAUUGAAUCCUGGCAUUGGUAUGUUGACAACAGAAUUAUUAAAAGCUGGUAUACCACUGAUUCAUCUGUACGAGGAAAAGAAGGAAUUUGAUUCAAUAUUGGAUAAUCUAAGCAAUAUCUAUCCUGGCAGAUUGGAUCGGAGAAGGUUCAAUCUCCUUAGGAUUAAUACCUUGUUGUAUUGUGAUAAGAUAACAAAUAAAAAUGAGGUGCAAAAAGUUUUUCAAGGAGUAGAAACCAAGAGAUGGGAAGAUAAAUGUAUGCAAGUGAUAGGUGCGACUAGUACUGUGAAAUUUAUCAGACAUAUUAUGCACAGUUUAUUGUUUCGCAAUUCAUUUAUGACCUAUGGGAGGACUGUUUUCUACAUGGCAAUACCUCCAGUUAUGUGGCAUAAAUACACUUGUGAUAACAAAUCUAAUACCAUAUACACUAGGAUAAAGGUAUUAUUCCAACUGAUGUUUGAUUACAAGCUCUUAGGAAAAUUGAAGAGAAAAGCUUUUCUACCUUGGCCAGGGUUAAAAAAAAGGAAAAGAAGAACACGUGAAACGGAAAUAUUGGAUGAGACGAGUUACAAUGAAAUAUUUGUUGUAAAAUUCGAGCCAAAAGUCGACAUUUACUCGUUAUUGUCGCAAGAAGAUUGGAUAAUAUUUUGGUAUUUCGUUAGACAUACCACGUACAGACGUACUAAUAGAGUGAUACCCCAAUUUGAAAAAUGGGUACCAGGCAGUGGAGUAAAGAUAAUAGCAAAGUGUAACCACACGAUAUUCACAGAAUUCGGUGAUUUGACGCCCGCAGAAUUUCUAAAGCUUUUCAAAGAAUUUCAAUCGUGGCCGGAAUAUAAAACAUCUAAUUUUCUCGAUUCUAUGAAGGAUUCCCUACAGAUGUUCGACGAACCGACAGUUUUAAAACUCAGUGCCAAAGAUGACAAUAUAGUCAACUGAUCGGUAUGUUUCUCUGGGGUACGUCCGUGAAUAAAAGCUUAUUUUAUAUUUUCUUUUA
Messenger RNA from Dinoponera quadriceps, 1525 nucleotides. It is a transcript of the gene mtTFB2, whose product is annotated as dimethyladenosine transferase 2, mitochondrial. Bases 76 to 1467 code for a protein of 463 amino acids. Gene Ontology annotation, cellular component: mitochondrial matrix. Gene Ontology annotation, molecular function: rRNA (adenine-N6,N6-)-dimethyltransferase activity; mitochondrial transcription factor activity. Lineage: Eukaryota; Metazoa; Arthropoda; Insecta; Hymenoptera; Formicidae. The record is from RefSeq and is a predicted model, not a curated record. Gene Ontology annotation, biological process: rRNA methylation; transcription initiation at mitochondrial promoter. The transcript has 4 exons.